AUGGAAUUGGAUAGGUGUCUUGAAUUGCUAUAUAGAGGUCGGUUAUUGCCAGAGGUGACUAUUGAGGCAUUGUGCUUCAAAUUGAAGGAAAUGUUAAUCAAGGAAUCUAAUGUGAUUCAUAUAAGUACUCCAGUGACUGUCGUUGGUGAUAUGCAUGGGCAAUUUCACGAUAUGUUAGAGAUGUUCAGAAUAGGGGGUAAAAUACCUGAUACAAAUUAUCUUUUUCUAGGUGAUUAUGUAGAUAGAGGCCUUUACAGUGUAGAGACAAUAAUGUUAUUGAUUACACUCAAAUUGAGAUAUCCAAAUAGAAUACAUCUAUUGAGGGGUAAUCAUGAGUCCAGACAAAUCACACAGAGUUAUGGAUUUUACACAGAAUGUUUAAAUAAGUACGGUGGUAGUUCAAGAGUUUGGAAUCUGAUAACAGAUCUUUUUGAUUAUUUGGUUUUGGCUUGCAUUAUUGAUGAUGAAUUGUUUUGUGUUCACGGCGGUUUAUCACCUAAUGUACAAACCAUUGAUCAGAUAAGAAUAAUUGAUAGGUUUAGAGAGAUCCCCCAUGAUGGGGCUAUGGCUGACUUAGUAUGGUCAGAUCCAGAAGAAAAUGGCAUGAACACAAGAGAUUCAAGUUUUGACAACAGUAAUAGUGGUAAUAGCAAUAGUAACAGAAAUAGAAAUAAUAUGAACGGUAACAGUGAUAUUGCUGAAGAUUUUUUAAUUGAAACAUCAGAGCACUUUCAAGUAUCACCAAGAGGUGCAGGCUACACAUUUGGACGAAGUGUAGUAGAGAAAUUUUUACAAUUAAAUGGGAUGGAUAGAAUUUACAGGGCUCACCAAUUAUGUAGUGAAGGGUACCAAGUAUAUUUCGGCGGGUUAGUAACCACUGUAUGGUCUGCACCGAAUUAUUGUUAUAGAUGUGGUAAUAAGGCUUCAAUCCUGGAAUUGUAUAGUAGAGACAGUUUUUAUUUUAAUGUAUUUGAAGAAGCACCAGAGAUUAGAAGAAAUACUUUUCAUAAUGAUAGCAGUAAUAACAUUUCUGAUUGGAAUCCAUUGUCAGACACAGAAUAUUAUAAUGAAGAAAUGUUAACACCUCAGUCAAGCUCAAUAACUACCCGCAAAAUUAUAUCUGAUUAUUUUGAAGAAGAUACACUGAGCCAUAUUAGCAGAAGAAAUAAUGGUUUCAGUUUACUGCAAGGAUUCUCAGAGACAAACGAAUUAAAUGAGACAAAUAUGGGUGUUGAUGUGUUUUCAGAUUCCUAUCAAUCAAAGUCUGCAUCGAAUAGAAGAGUAGAAUAUUUUUUGUAA
Molecule: messenger RNA, 1299 nt
Organism: Arxiozyma heterogenica
Lineage: Eukaryota; Fungi; Ascomycota; Saccharomycetes; Saccharomycetales; Saccharomycetaceae
Gene: PPG1
Product: putative serine/threonine-protein kinase PPG1
Exons: 1
Coding region: 1-1299 (432 amino acids)
Cellular component (GO): FAR/SIP/STRIPAK complex
Molecular function (GO): protein serine/threonine phosphatase activity
Source: RefSeq, a predicted model, not a curated record